Molecule: messenger RNA, 1053 nt
Organism: Tarenaya hassleriana
Lineage: Eukaryota; Viridiplantae; Streptophyta; Magnoliopsida; Brassicales; Cleomaceae
Exons: 1
Coding region: 1-1053 (350 amino acids)
Source: RefSeq, a predicted model, not a curated record
AUGGCGUCCGAUUCUUCCACUUCUGAGACACCCAUUCCUCUUCCUCCUGAUCCUUCUUCCCCUCAGCAUUCUCUUGAUCCCUAUGCCAAUCCCCUAUAUCUCCAUGCUGCUGAUUCCUCCAGCAUAUCUCUCGUCACUGAUAAGCUUGUUGAUGAAUCGAACUAUAAUUUCUGGGCUACCUCGAUGGUUCAGAUCCUCACUGCCAAGAACAAGUUCGGCUUCAUCUAUGGUACGAUCCCUCAACCUGCUGAAAUCCAUACUGAUUAUGGUGCUUGGAUCCGCUGCAAUGCUAUUGUUGGUACAUGGAUUAACAACUCUGUUUCUACCGAUGUCAAAACUAUGAUCAUGUACAUUGAGAAUGCUCACCUAAAAUGGACAACUCUUGAGACCCAGUUUAAGCAGAAGAAUGCCUCUAAAAUCUUCCACAUUGAGCAACAGAUUGAAUCCCUGCAACAAGGUUCUCUUGACUUGAAUACGUUUUUUACAAAGCUAAAUUCUCUCUGGGAAGAAUUAAAAAUGCAUGAUCCGAUACCUGUUUGCAUCUGUGGACAUUGUACAUGUGACUCGAAGGCGAGAUUGAUGGAUUACUGUGACAAAAAGAAUGUUGUCAGAUUUCUGAUGAAACUCACUGAGUUCUUUCAUCCUGCCCGGCGUCAGAUUUUAAUGAUUGAUCCACUACCGUCUAUUCGUAAGGUUUAUGGGAUGGUUGCCCAGGAAGAACACCAACGUAUUGCUUUACCCUCUAUUCCUGACUCUGUCGCUUUUCAAGCUUCUGCUAAAUCUCGCUCUUUUUCUCCUAAACCCAGACCCUUUUGCACACACUGUGGCAUUCAAGGUCAUACUGUUUCCCGUUGUUAUAAGAUUCACGGGUAUCCUCCUUCUACUCGCCCUCCUCUUUCGAACAAACCAGACAUUCUACCUCGACCUCGUUUUGCUUAUCCUGAAAAUACCCAGAAUACAGUUAAUAUGGUGGGUUCUGAUUCUGAUAUUUCGGCCUCGUCUCAGUUGAUUCCCGCUGAUAAGUCUGCUCAGUCUACUCUAGAACAAGCUUAG